GCUGUCAGUGCGCGGAGUCACACGGUUUGUCUGCCUGGCUUUUGUUGAGUGCCGCCGCUCAUGAUUUGGAGCUUUUACAGAAAUUGAUGAAUACCCCCUGCAUGCUUAUCGCAUGGAUUGAAAGCCACGAUCCUGAUGUGAAAAAGGGGAAGAUCCAGAACAGAGCCGCUUUCUUGAAUCCUGACAACCAUACAACUCCCGAUAAUACCCAUUUCAAGUGUCACCGAAAAACUGUCAGAAGACUUGAGCCAUGCCCUGCGUUCAGGCUCAGUAUGGAUCAUCACCUCAAGGAGCUAGUCCUGCUUCCCAGAGCUACAGCUACCACACCGCAGGAGAAUACAGCUGCGACUUCUUAACCCCUGAGUUUGUGAAGUUUAGCAUGGACUUGACCAACACAGAGAUCACAGCCACUACUUCUCUCCCGAGUUUCAGUACAUUCAUGGACAACUAUACCACCAGUUACGACGUCAAACCGCCCUGUCUGUAUCAGAUGCCCCACUCUGGAGAUCAGUCCUCUAUCAAGGUGGAGGACGUCCAGAUGCACAACUACCAUCAGCAGAGCCACCUGCCACCUCAGUCGGAAGACAUGAUGGCUCACUCUGGGCCUAUGUACUUCAAACCCUCCUCUCCUCACGCCCCGAGCACGCCAAACUUCCAGGUCCAGCCCAACCACAUGUGGGAGGACCCGGGCUCCCUGCACAGUUUCCACCAGAACUAUGUCGCGGCCACGUCUCAUAUGAUGGACCAGCGCAAGAAUCCGGUGUCGAGGCUCUCGCUCUUCUCCUUCAAACAGUCCCCGCCCGGUACCCCCGUGUCCAGCUGUCAGAUGCGGUUCGACGGGCCGCUGCACGUCUCCAUGAACCACGACAACCCCGGCGUGCACCGCGGCCUCGACGGCCAGAGCUUUGCGGUGCCAAGCGCCAUGCGGAAGCAGGCUGGUCUGGCCUUCCCCCACUCCCUGCAGCUCGGCCACGGGCACCAGCUGGUGGACAGCCAAGUGCCAUCGCCCCCGUCCCGAGGAUCUCCGUCAAACGAGGGUCUGUGUGCGGUGUGUGGGGACAACGCAGCCUGCCAGCACUAUGGAGUGAGAACCUGCGAGGGCUGCAAAGGAUUUUUCAAGCGCACCGUUCAGAAAAAUGCAAAAUAUGUGUGUUUAGCAAAUAAAAACUGUCCUGUUGACAAACGCCGAAGAAAUCGUUGCCAGUUCUGCCGUUUCCAGAAGUGCAUGGUCGUCGGAAUGGUGAGAGAAGUUGUCCGAACUGAUAAUCUGAAAGGUCGGAGAGGACGCCUACCAUCCAAACCCAAAAGUCCUCAGGACCCCUCCCCACCUUCGCCGCCGGUGAGCCUCAUCAGCGCACUUGUUAGGACCCAUGUGGACUCCAACCCCUCCAUGUCUGCUUUGGACUACUCCAGGUUCCAGGCUAACCCUGACUACCAAAUGGCCGGAGACAACACUCAGCACAUCCAGCAGUUCUACGACCUCCUGACGGGCUCCAUGGAGAUCAUCCGGGGCUGGGCGGAGAAGAUCCCCGGCUUCUCUGAUCUACCGAAGCAGGACCAGGAUCUCCUCUUUGAAUCCGCCUUCCUUGAACUGUUCGUCCUGCGGCUGGCGUACAGGUCCAACCCAGUAGAAGGCAAACUUAUUUUUUGUAAUGGAGUGGUGUUGCACAGGCUACAGUGCGUGCGUGGAUUUGGAGAGUGGGUGGACGCCAUCGUGGACUUUUCUUCCAACUUGCAGAGCAUGAACAUAGACAUCUCCGCUUUCUCCUGCAUCGCAGCUCUCGCCAUGGUGACAGAGCGACACGGGCUUAAGGAACCCAAGAGAGUCGAGGAUCUCCAAAACAAGAUCGUCAACUGCCUCAAAGAUCAAGUGACAUUCAAUGGCGGUGGAUUGAAUCGUCCCAACUACUUGUCAAAACUCUUGGGAAAGCUCCCUGAACUGCGCACACUAUGUACCCAAGGUCUGCAGCGUAUCUUUUACCUAAAACUAGAAGAUCUAGUCCCUCCGCCAGCAAUAAUUGACAAACUUUUCCUCGACACCUUACCUUUCUGAGUCUGACUCGAUGGCAAGACCCUCAAAGAACUUCCAAAAGACUGUUUAAGAGUCGGACUUGACAGAUUUUUGACGUUAUUAUUUCUGAGUAUUUGCAAGAUCCGUAGGCUACUAGAACAAACCGUACACAUUAUGAGUAAGGAUUCAUGAAAAAAACAAAAAAACAGAAGGGAAAGACAGACAGUGUGAUUGCUGUAUAGGCCUUUUUAAUUUGAUUGCCAAACGAAUGAUCGGAAUUUCUCUCCGGUGGACAAAUUGUUAACAAAGUAAACACGGUUUUACAAUCACUUACUGUUUAUUUAACAUCGGCUCUACUGAUUCAGCAUCAGAUGUAGUAUACUCCAUUUAUAUAUAUGAACACUCACACA
Messenger RNA from Anoplopoma fimbria (sablefish), 2421 nucleotides. It is a transcript of the gene nr4a2a, whose product is annotated as nuclear receptor subfamily 4, group A, member 2a. NCBI's taxonomy places the organism in Eukaryota, Metazoa, Chordata, Actinopteri, Perciformes, Anoplopomatidae. Gene Ontology annotation, biological process: cellular response to corticotropin-releasing hormone stimulus; central nervous system neuron differentiation; dopaminergic neuron differentiation. The record is from RefSeq and is a predicted model, not a curated record. The coding region runs from base 251 to 2053 and encodes 600 amino acids. Gene Ontology annotation, cellular component: nucleus; transcription regulator complex. Gene Ontology annotation, molecular function: RNA polymerase II cis-regulatory region sequence-specific DNA binding; nuclear glucocorticoid receptor binding; zinc ion binding. The transcript is spliced from 8 exons.